Bicyclus anynana (squinting bush brown) is the source of this 1175-nucleotide messenger RNA. Its product is annotated as probable cytochrome P450 6g2. The record is from RefSeq and is a predicted model, not a curated record. Lineage: Eukaryota; Metazoa; Arthropoda; Insecta; Lepidoptera; Nymphalidae. The transcript has 7 exons. Bases 156 to 1160 code for a protein of 334 amino acids. Gene Ontology annotation, molecular function: heme binding; oxidoreductase activity, acting on paired donors, with incorporation or reduction of molecular oxygen; monooxygenase activity.
UUUUAACGUCCCGUACCUACAAGCAGAGUUAAGAUGUAUUUACUGUGUUGCAAGUAUAUAAGGAGAUGAUAAUUUUGCAAUCAGUGUGUAGUCUGUUUAUAUUCGUUACCGUAACAGUAUGUGUCUUAUAUAAUUUGUCUCCUCAGAAUUAAACCAUGCUAAAGUACAUUUUGGUCAGCGUCAUCACGUGUCUGGCCGCCUGGUUAUACCUCAAGUGGGUCCGGGUGAAGAACUACUGGGCGGAGCGCGGCGUGCCCUGUCAACCCCCCAACCCCUUGGUGGGGAGCCUCACGUUCCUGCAGCGACAUAAUCCUGGUAUUUGGCUCCGGCAGCUGUACGACUCCAGCACUCCCUACGUGGGUAUCUGGUUGCUAUGGCGACCAGCACUGGUGGUGAACUCGCCGGAGAUAGCGCGCCGGAUUCUCGUCAAGGAUUUCGCCAACUUCAGGAACAGAUACCUGAGCUCCGGGGAGUCAGAUCCUAUUGGUGGACUCAACUUGUUCACCGUCAAUGAUCCAAUCUGGUCAACCAUGAGGAACCGUCUGACCGCGGUGUUCACGGCGGCCAAGCUCAGGGUGCUGCAGGACUACAUCGGGCUCAAAGCCAAGGAGCUCGCGCAGAGGAUUCAUAACGACAUCAAAAAUCCUAUAAACCUCAAAGUUAUGUUUGUAGAUUAUACAACUGACAUCAUCGGCACAUCUGCAUUCGGAGUGGAGAGUAACGCCACCCUGACUGGCAAGGGGCCCAUGAGGUCCAUCACAUAUGACUUCGGAAAGUUUGGCCUCAUGAGGGGACUCUCGUGGUGCAGCAUAUUCUUCUUCCCACAAUUAGUUGACUGUUUUAGGUUAAAAUUCUUUCCAAAAGAAUCAGAAAACUACUUAAAAGAUGUCUUUAGAAAGAUCGUCAAAAAUCGCGAGCAAAACGCGACAGGAACGAAUGAAGCAAAAGACUUACUCGACGCUUUGAUCAAAAUUAAAAAAGAAAAGAUGGGUGAUGAAGUGGUAUCAGAGGAUCUGUUGAUAGCACAAGCAGCUAUUUUUCUUUUCGGUGGUUUCGAAACAUCCGGGAGUAUUUUGGCUUUUACAACCUACGAAUUGGCCUUCAACCCUGAUGUACAGGUAUGUUACAUUAUAAAUUAUCUAUUUAUCCAUCAUCUAUAAAUAUUAAAAUAUGUC